This is a messenger RNA of Acanthisitta chloris (rifleman), 1125 nucleotides long. RefSeq names its product septin 2 (gene SEPTIN2). The transcript has 12 exons. Gene Ontology annotation, molecular function: GTPase activity; GTP binding; molecular adaptor activity. Lineage: Eukaryota; Metazoa; Chordata; Aves; Passeriformes; Acanthisittidae. The record is from RefSeq and is a predicted model, not a curated record. Gene Ontology annotation, cellular component: synaptic vesicle; septin ring; cell division site. Gene Ontology annotation, biological process: regulation of exocytosis; cytoskeleton-dependent cytokinesis; cell division. Bases 1 to 1125 code for a protein of 374 amino acids.
AUGUCCAAGCAACAGCCUGCUCAGUUCACCAAUCCAGAAACCCCUGGCUAUGUUGGAUUUGCAAACCUUCCCAAUCAGGUUCACCGGAAGUCUGUGAAGAAGGGCUUUGAGUUUACUCUCAUGGUGGUUGGUGAAUCUGGACUGGGGAAAUCCACGCUAAUAAACAGCCUCUUCUUGACAGAUCUGUACCCAGAGAGGAUAAUUCCAGGAGCUGCUGGUAAGCACACCUUGGUUCUGCUGUUGUGGGAGUGCUAUAAGAUCGAGCGCACGGUGCAGAUCGAGGCGUCCACGGUGGAGAUCGAGGAGAGGGGCGUGAAGCUGCGGCUGACGGUGGUGGACACGCCUGGCUACGGGGACGCCAUCAACUGCCGAGACUGCUUUAAGACCAUAAUCUCCUACAUUGAUGAGCAGUUUGAGCGAUACCUGCACGAUGAGAGUGGCUUGAACAGAAGGCACAUCAUAGACAACAGAGUUCACUGCUGCUUCUAUUUCAUUUCGCCGUUUGGUCAUGGCCUCAAGCCUCUGGAUGUUGAGUUUAUGAAGGCCAUACACAACAAAGUGAACAUCGUGCCAGUGAUUGCCAAGGCUGAUACACUUUCUCUGAAGGAGCGAGAGAGACUGAAGAAGAGGAUUCUGGAUGAAAUAGAAGAGCAUGGCAUCAAGAUCUACCACCUGCCUGAUGCUGAGUCGGAUGAGGAUGAAGACUUCAAGGAGCAGACCAGGCUCCUCAAGGCCAGCAUUCCGUUCUGCGUGGUGGGAUCCAACCAGCUCAUUGAAGCCAAAGGGAAGAAAGUCAGAGGUCGGCUCUACCCCUGGGGUGUAGUUGAGGUGGAGAAUCCGGAGCACAAUGACUUUCUGAAGCUGAGGACCAUGCUAAUCACCCACAUGCAGGACCUUCAGGAGGUGACCCAGGACCUUCACUAUGAGAACUUCCGCUCCGAGAGGCUCAAACGAGGCGGCAGGAAAAUAGAAGACGAAGAAGUAAAUAAGGACCAGAUUCUGCUUGAGAAGGAGGCAGAACUCCGUCGCAUGCAGGAGAUGAUUGCAAGAAUGCAGGCCCAGAUGCAGAUGCAGAUGCAAAGUGGAGAAAGUGACAGCAGUGCAGUUCAUGGGCACCACGUGUAA